AUGGGUUAUGGUAACCAAGGCACCUAUGCCUGCAAGUAUCAGAUAUGGAACCUGAAGCAAACAAGGAAGGCAAAAGAGGAGGAGUCCCAUUUAAAUCGUUUCCAAAAGCAGGGCUCCAGUGCUGCCUUACCAGGGGAGGAAAAUAAGAUUUUAUCAGAUCAAAGAGCUGCCUUACAAGAUCUCCAAGAAAGAGAGAUUCUGCUUAAAAAUGUCAACAUCACAGCAUCUAAUCAGGAUGAGAAUGAUCUAUAGCAUAAGGCGAUGGGUUCCCCAAGUCACCUGGAAGUUCCAUCAGGGCCAAGCCUUUAUUCCUGCUUUGUCUUCCACAAAAAGAAAGACUUGGUAAAGCACAGAAGGAGCCACUCCAAGAGCCAGCCCUCUACAUAUCCCAAGUACAAGAGCAGAAGGAGCUCUGACCUCAGGUGGAGGAUGGUCCUCUGUAAGAAGCAGUGUUUCCAAUGUGGUGAGUGAUAGAAGAGCUACCGCAUGAGGUGCAGCCUGAUUGCGCACCACGUCAUUCACACGGGGCAGCGGCCCUUCCGGUGCCCCGAACGUGAGAGAACCUUCCGGUGUAAUGCCACUUUGAAGAAGCAUCAGUGUUUGCACAAAGGUCAGAGACCAUUUUCCUGCCAGGAGUGUGGCAAGGGUCUCACCCAGCAGUCCAAGCUCACUGAGCACGUCCAGGUGCACAGUGGGGAGAAGGCUUUCCAGUGUCCACAGUGUGACCGAAGCUUCCGCCUGCAGAGAAGUUUGAAGGCCCGUCUUCGCCUGCACAGUGGGGAGAAGGCCUCCCAUGGUCCAGAGUGCAGCCGGAGCUUUUCCCGGGGGAAGGCAGCUGUGAAGGCCCACCAGUGUUUACACAGUGGGGAGAAGCUGUUUUCCUGAGAUUAGUGUGAUAGGAAAUUCACCCACAGGGCUAGACUCACUGAGCAUGUCAGAGUUCAUACUGGAGAGCCCUUUGAGUGUCCUGAGUGUAAGAAAGCGUUCCACCUAAAGAGAAACCUAAAAGCCCACUGUCAGCACAGCGGGGAGAAGCCCUUCCCGUGUCCAGAGUGUGGGAGGACCUUCUCCUGGAAAGCCAUGAAGGCCCACCAGGGUCUCCAUAGCGAGGAGAAGCCAUUCUCCUGUGCACAGUGUGGCAAGAGGUUUACCCGGCCCUCCAAGCCCACUCGCCUCAGCCGAGUCCACAGCAAGCAAAAGGAAUUCUCUUGUGCCGAGUGCAAAAAGACCUUUCCCCGGCAGUCAAGGCCCACGGAGCACCUCAGGGUCCACACCAAGGAAAAGCCAUUCUUCUGUGCCGAGUGCAGCCAGAGCUUCCACAGACACUCACACCUCACUGAGCACAGGUGGCUUCUCAGUGAGGAGGAUCCUUUCCAGUGUCCCGAGUGUGGCAAGAGCUUUUCCUGGAAGGCCUCCAUGAAGUUCCACCAGCGGAUGCACAGUGGCGAGAAGCCCUUCCCCUGUAGCGAGUGCAGUAAGGCCUUUACUCAGCAGUCUCAGCUCACUGAGCACACGAGAAUCCACCUGGGCAAGCCCUUCCAGCGUCCUGAGCACAAUAAGAGUUUCCGUCUCAAAGGACAUUUGAAAAGCCACCUGCUCCAACACAGUGGCCAAACCCCAUUCUCUUGUGUUAAGUGUAGCAAAAGUUUCACUCGGCUGCAGUACAGGCUCACAGAACACAUUCGAGUUCACUGUGGUGAGAAGCCCUUCCAGUGUCCAGCGUGUGACAAGAGCUUCGUUCCGGGGAGUUUGAAGGUCCAUUUGUACACGCACAGUGGACAGAAGCCCUGCAGGUGUCCCGAAUGCGGCAAAGGCUUCCUCCAGAAGAGAAGUUUGAAGACCCAUCUGCACCAUCAUAGAGGGGAGAGGCCUUUUGCUUGUGAUGAGUGUGGAAGGAGCUUCACAUACCUGGGGGCACUCAACACCCAUAAUGCUCCAUUGCAUGCCAGGGAAAAGCCAUCAGUCUCUAGGUCAAGCCACACAGACAGUGAGCUCUGUUGGCUCGCUCUGGCUGAAUCAGGAUAA
Messenger RNA from Myotis myotis, 2025 nucleotides. It is a transcript of the gene ZNF425, whose product is annotated as zinc finger protein 425. Gene Ontology annotation, molecular function: DNA-binding transcription factor activity, RNA polymerase II-specific; RNA polymerase II cis-regulatory region sequence-specific DNA binding. The record is from RefSeq and is a predicted model, not a curated record. NCBI's taxonomy places the organism in Eukaryota, Metazoa, Chordata, Mammalia, Chiroptera, Vespertilionidae. Gene Ontology annotation, biological process: regulation of transcription by RNA polymerase II.